Molecule: messenger RNA, 6307 nt
Organism: Monosiga brevicollis MX1
Lineage: Eukaryota; Choanoflagellata; Craspedida; Salpingoecidae
Exons: 6
Coding region: 1-6120 (2039 amino acids)
Molecular function (GO): protein binding
Source: RefSeq, a predicted model, not a curated record
AUGGCGUCUUCGACUACGGCGGCAUUCAUUUCCAGCUCAAUAAGCUUGAUGCUCAGCUCGACCAGCUCGACGGAUUUAACAACGACCUCCACGACCUCCACAACCUCCACAACCUCCACAACCUCCACAACCUCCACCAGCUUCACCAGCUCCACCAGCUUCACCAGCUCAACGCCGUGGACUUCCUCGAGCAGCCAAACGUUUGAUCAUGGCAACCAAUCCAGCACCACGAUGGCCUCCACGCUUGCAAGUGUGCUGCCCGGCGCUGCAGCCAGUUCCGAUGUGCCUGUCGACACAGUGUCAGACACGAGCAUGGCCAUUUUGAUUGCCAUGGCCGCCGUUAUGUUGCUCCUCUUUGUUGUGCCCUUGGUCAUCAAAAUCUUGGGUUGCACACGAUCCACAGCCAAAGACACUCAACAUGCCGCACAGAAUCGAAGCUUUCAACGCACCAGGGCCCGGCUUCAGCUCACUUUGGUCAGCAUGGCCUUGCUCUACAAGCUCAUCAUCAUCAUUUGGAGCCUCUAUCAGUUUGGCUCUGCUCUACGCGAUGCCAAUGAUCUCAUCAAUCCCUCUGAUAGCGACGACGACGCAACAACAGAGAGCUGCAUCGGCGAGCUCAAUGACGCCCCAACCCCAGUGUGCUGUCAAGAUCCCUCGGUGGCUCAGGAGAUGGCCUGGGUUCUGGUCAUGGUCUCUGCCUGCAUCACCAUCCUGGGCUUGGGCGACGGCGGCUUUGAGCUGCUCCCGGCCCUGGCGGCGGUGAGCCUGAGUCUGACGCUACCCACCCUGGUUUUGACUUGGGUCUUUGGCUAUGAGCGGACAGAUCGCGAGAGCAAUGAUGCCCCCAACUGCCGUCAGAGGUCGACAUCCAAGGACGAUGGUCCAAGUCCCACAAUAGUGCCCAUGACCAACUUUGGGGCCUGGGCCGCUGGGCCUGCUUUCGACAACGACACAGGAUUUGGCGACAGCGAAACAGACACCAUGUCUGAUGUGUCACGUGGUCGGCGCAUCACCCAGUUGGCACCCGAAGCAUCCGAAGAGGACACACGGGCACGCUUACAAAUGGGCGGUGCCAAGUUGCGCCGCAACAAGGAUGGCUUCCUCGACUUCGAAGUCACAGCAGUACCAGAUGAGCAAGCCGAUCCGACCCCCACCAUCACGGGCUCGCUGAUGAAGCUUGAGGCAGACGAUUUGGCAAGCCCGGAACUCAGCACCCUGACAACCCUUGAUCUCUCCAAUAACAGCAUCGGUGCUCUGACCGCGCACACGUUCGCCACCCUCACUGCUCUCCGAACAUUGCGCCUUCGAAACAAUCCCAUCACCAGCCUGGCGGGCAGCGCAUUCGUUGAGCUCCUCAACCUCCAGACGCUGGACCUCGAGGACAGCUCCCUCACGACGCUUCCGGCUCAAGCCUUUGCUGGCCUCUCGCGCCUGACGAGUUUGGCCCUCAAGUCCCGCGCCAAGAUUGCCAACAUGGCCGUCAAUGCCUUUGUCGGUCUCGACCGCCUCCCAGAGCUCGACCUCUCUAACCAAGCCAUUCAGGAGAUUGAUAUUGGCAUGUUUUCGGGCCUAACCUCUCUCACAAAACUGGACCUGUCCAACAACCGCCUCAAUACAAUCCAGAGCACCGCCUUUAAUCCACUUGAGAAUUUGAGCGCGCUCAAUUUUGCCGGUAAUCCUUUCAAUGGGGUGGCAGCCAGUGCUUUUCGGGGUCUGACUCAGCUGACCGCGCUCAAUCUUUCCCAUUGCAACGUCUCCACCCUUAUCGGCGGCACCUUUGAGACUCUAUCCCGAGUCACCUCACUUGAUCUUUCGGGCAUCAAGCUGCGUACCCUGCCCAGCCAGGCCUUUGCCGGCCUCUCGGCCUUGCCCGAGUUGGAUCUCAGCAACAUGCGCAUCACAACUGUGGCUGGCAACGCCUUUGCAGGUCUUGAUGCCCUCACCACCCUGAAGCUCCUCGGCAACCCUAUCACAACGAUUGAAUCCUCAGCCUUUGCCAACCUCCCCGCGCUCAAGGCCCUCAACUUGAGCCACUUGGGACUUUCAGUGCUGCCCGCCAACACCUUUGUCAACCUUCCGGCGCUUCAAAACCUCACCCUAACCGGCAAUCAGCUUGCCACCCUCGGUGCCAGUAACCAACCGGCCUUUGUUGCUUGCCCACGCAUUCGAUCCUUGGAUCUUUCAAUGCAAAAACUGACCGCCAUUACAGCCCAUGCCUUCAGUGGCCUCACUGGCCUCACCUCCCUGAACCUUCGCAACAACCUCAUCACCUCAUUGGCCACUGGCGCUUUUGCCAAUCUCUCCGCUGAGUUGGCGUCCAACGCGCCCUCGACACUCGCUCAUGUGCUAUACUUGCUUGUUUGCUUUGCUGCCUUAAUCAAAUGUCAGGUGACGCAACUUGAUAUUCGGAACAACAAGCUGACCGCCCUCGCUAGCUCAUCGUUUGACGGCCUCAGCGCUCUCCAGUCCUUGAGUCUGGCAAACAUGGCCAUCACCAAGCUGCCCCUGGGCGUUUUCAGCGGCCUGAACGCACUUCAAGUGCUGCGCUUGGACGGCACAGGUGUUCAAGAGAUUGGGGCCAUGGUGCUUGCUCCUCUGUCGCAGCUAUCCACACUGUGGCUGAACAGCUCGCAGCUCACUACCAUCACCACAAAAUGGCUGGCAAGCAAACCUCACCUGAUGCAGGUCGACCUGUCCCACACACAGUUGCAAAAAGUGCCCACUUUUGCUUUUGAAGACCUGCCUGCCCUCGAAGCCAUCAACCUUGAUAACACGGCGGCACUGACGACGGUCGAAGGCAGCGCUUUUGCCAACCUGCCCCGACUCCAAAGUCUGGUCGUCUCGGGUGGCAGCCUGGAAACAUGGGCCAGCAACGCUUUGGUUGAUUGCCCCAGCCUGACGACCCUAACCAUUAGCCACCAGCGCCUAGCGGCCUUGCCGACCGAGGCAUUUGCUGGUGCUUCUGGCCUCCAAGCACUAGACCUCUCAUAUAACAACAUCUCGGACAUUGGGAAGAAUGCUUUCGUGGGCCUCAAUAAUCUCACUCAGCUGCAUAUUGAGGGUAACCCCAUUGCCGUGCUUGAGGAAGGGGCGUUUGCUGGCCUGCGCCGCGUGCAAGCGCUGGAUUUGGCCGCAACUGCCUUCACAAUCCUUCCUACCAAUGUCUUCGCCAACAUGAGCGCCCUCGGCCAGGUCACUCUGCCGGCAUCCCUCGCAACGCUGCAGUCCAACGCGCUGGCUCACUUGCCCAUGCUCGCGAGCGUUGAUUUCUCCCACACCAAGCUGAGUGCGCUCCCCGAGUACAGUCUGGUGGACCUUCCGCGGCUGACCACGGUAGCAUUGCCACCCAAUCGACUCACUGCCGUGGCAGCCAACGCGCUAAGCGACUGCCCGGGCCUUCUCUCCCUUGACCUCAGCAAUCAACAACUCACGACCUUGGAAACCAACUUUUUGAUUGGCGCCACCCACUUGCAAGCACUCAAUCUCAGCCACAAUUCCAAGCUUGAAGCCGUCCAAUCUGAGGCUUUUGCGGGCUUGACGCGACUCACAACCCUUGACCUGACUGGCGUCGUCUUGACGAGCCUUGCGCUUCACGCGUUUAGCUAUUUGCGUAUCACCAAUCUUGAUCUUUCCACCACGCAACUCGCUGACCUGCCCACGGAAGCCUUGUGGAACCUACCGGAACUGGCCGCCGUGCAGCUUCCGGCCACACUAACCACAUUGAAUAAGCGAAGCUUUUACCAACUGCCCGCCCUACGCUCGCUUGACUUGCGCCAUACCAAGGUCAAGGCUUUGCCCACGGAGGCGCUGUCCGGACUGACCAACUUUACCCAGUUGCAGCUGGCGCCAGCUCAACUCACAAGCUGGGGGUCCAACGCCAUCGCUCAGUGCCCAGCCUUGACAAAAGUAGACCUUGCGGGCCAAGCUUUGACUCGAAUCCCCGCUUCUGCGUUUGCCAACCUGUCCCAUGUGGUUACCAUCGAUCUGAGCGAUAACCUCGUGCUGACCACCAUUGAGGCGGGCGCAUUUGUGGGCACCAAACAAGUCACCAGUCUGCAGCUGGUACACACUCCCCUGACCAACCUGACCAAUGGCUCUUUUACCACAUUGGGCGUUGCCACGUUGGAUUUGAGUGAUGCCAAGCUGACGCAGCUACCGGGCGACGCCGUGUCACAGCUUCCAGCCCUAACCUCCUUGCAGCUUCCGUCCACGUUGAAUGUGCUUGAUUCAGAUGCUUUUCAUGCACUGCCGAAACUUGUGACAGUGGAUCUGCGACCGACGAGCGUCUCUCAUCUUCCCACUGGAGCCUUUCGCGACCUGCCUGCCUUGCAGUCCAUCCAGCUUCGCGGGCAGCAGCUGACGGCGCUCGACAGCAUGGUUUGGAGUGCUGUGCCACGACUCACGGCUUUGAAUUUGAGUCAGCAGGCGCUCGUGAGCGUUGCUCCCGCGCCCUUUGUGGGGCUGGCUUCGCUUACACAGCUGAACCUGUCACACAGUGGACUGAUUCAUCUUCCUGACCAAGCUUUUGAGGGUCUGAGUCAUGUCACAAGCUUGGACUUAUCGGGCAACGCGCUUCAAUGGGUUGGUCAGGCCGCCUUCCAGGGAAUGGUUGCGUUGACAACGCUGGAUCUAUCGGACACUCAGCUGCUGGCGCUUGGUAAUGCCAGUGUGGCGCAUCUUCCAAAGUUGACUUCCCUGAAGCUGCCCACCACGCUGCGACAGCUGGCAUCCGCUGCUUUGCUCGAUUUGCCUCAGUUAGCAACGCUUGACUUGAGUGCCACCCAGGUACAGCAGUUGGCGAGUGGGGCGUUGUCGAAUUUGGCCAAACUCGAUUCGCUGAUCGUUUCACCAAGCCUGGAGACCCUGGUGCCGGGUUGCUUUACAAACAUGACUGGUGUGACAAGCCUCGACCUGGCAGGAACUCAGCUGGCACAACUGGAGGCGCAGGUUUUGACAGGGCUCCCAGCGCUGGAAACAAUUAACCUGUCAGUGUCCGCGGUUCGGACGCUGGGGCCCUUGGCCUUUGCGGGACCGACGUCGCUCUCUGCGGUGGACUUGUCAAACACGAUGAUCGAAGCGUGGACAACCAACAAUGCUUCACAGGGUCCUUUUUCGAAGAGCACGGCCAUUGUUUCACUGUCAUCGGCAGGCAUGGUCUUGAAGACUCUUACCCCACAUGGCUUUGAUGGUUUAUCGCACCUGAGUGCCAUGGACUUGUCUGCAGCAGACAUUACAAGCAUCCCAGCGCUGGCUUUUGCAGGCCUGAGUAACGUAACAGCCUUGCUGCUCAAUGUUUCUCGCCUGACGCAACUGGGCAGCCAGGGCUUUACUGGUCUGAACCACUUGCUGACUCUGGAUCUGAGUAACGCGCCCCUUGCGACGUUGCCAGCGAGCGGAUUUGCGGGCUUGACGACCCUACAGACACUCAACAUGAGCGGAGCGCACGUCACGGCGCUCCCAGCCGACGCCUUUCAGGGCUUGAAUGUUCAGCUUAAGGACCUGGACUUAUCGGGUAACAAGCUGGCUCGUCUCGAGGCAGCGGCCUUCAAAGCCGUGUCGGGUCUCCAACGCUUGUAUUUGAGCGGAAACCAAAUCACCCAAGUCGAUGCUCAGGCCCUGGGCGGGCUGUCAACCCUCAUUCACUUGGAUCUGAGUGACAACGCGUUGGCCGCCCCACUGAACGUCAGCGUGCUUGCACCGCUGACCAGCCUGCAGCAGCUCUGCCUGGGCAACGUCAAGAUCAACUGUUGCGGAUUUGAGAAACUGCGGGACGCGGGUGUGAUUGAUGCUGGGUGUGGAGGCGCUGCCGUGUGCAGCCUACCUGCGAGUGUGAGCGGCAAGCAAUUGAGCGCAACCUCGGGUGAACUCUGUUCGCCCGACAAUCCUCACAAGGGCGGAUCAAAAGCCAACAAGCAGGAGAUCAUUGAGAUUGCUGCUGGCUCUGCCGGCGGCGUGGUGUUGCUGGCGUUGGUCGUGGGUGCUGCCAUCUACGCGCGAAGAAAGAAUCGCCGCAGUGGCGAGACAGCGCCCUUGUUGCGCGAGCGCGAGGCUAACCUCCAACGUCGGGCAACGCCUCGCCGCCGUGUCUUGCGCGAUGAACCUGAGUUUAUCGAGGCGUAGUUGACACACGCCUCCCGUUUUCUUGGCCCAUACUUUUGUCCGUGGUGUUUUCAUCAUAUUCUUGUCUUGUUGUGAGUUGAAGCCUGAUUCGGGUAUCGUCUUGCCGCUUCCGCCCUCCGUUGUCGUGCCCACGUCCUCAAAAAUUGAGCCAAGUAUGCUGUGUGAAGCUCUCAGCAACAUGAUCGCC